Molecule: messenger RNA, 1180 nt
Organism: Eubalaena glacialis (North Atlantic right whale)
Lineage: Eukaryota; Metazoa; Chordata; Mammalia; Artiodactyla; Balaenidae
Product: centrosomal protein 43-like
Biological process (GO): microtubule anchoring
Cellular component (GO): centrosome
Molecular function (GO): protein binding
Source: RefSeq, a predicted model, not a curated record
GGCUUGGGCGGUUGUCUUGGAGAAGCAAGAUGGCGGCGACGGCGGCCGCGGUGGUGGCGGAGGAGGACACGGAGCUGCGGGACCUGCUGGUGCAGACGCUGGAGAACACCGGGGUCCUGAGCCGCAUCAAGGCUGAACUCCGAGCAGCUGUGUUUUUAGCGCUAGAGGAGCAAGAAAAAGUAGAGAACAAAACUCCUUUAGUCAAUGAGAGCCUGAAAAAGUUUUUAAAUACGAAAGAUGGCCGGCUGGUGGCUAGUCUCGUUGCCGAAUUUCUUCAGUUUUUCAAUCUUGACUUUACCUUGGCUGUUUUUCAACCUGAAACUAGCACAUUUCAAGGUCUCGAAGGUCGAGAGAAUUUAGCCCGAGAUUUAGGAAUUAUUGAAGCAGAAGGUACGGUGGGUGGACCCUUAUUAUUAGAAGUGAUCAGACGCUGUCAACAGAAAGAAAAAGGGCCAACCAGUGGGGAAGGUGCACUAGAUCUGUCUGAUGUACGUCCUCCACCAAAGUCCCCAGAAGGAAAAACAAGUGCACACAGUCUCCCCAGUAAGAAGGCCAGCAAUGAUGCUAGUCAGAGUGAUACCAGUAUCUCAUCAUCAGAACCAAAGAGCAAAAGUAGUCUUCACUUGUUGGCCCAUGAAACAAAAAUUGGAUCCUUGUUAAGCAACAAAAGUCUAGAUGUCAAAGACAAAGCUGGUCCUUGUCCAGAUGAAGAUGAUAUGGAAGGAGAUUCUUUCUUUGAUGAUCCCAUUCCUAAACCAGAAAAAACCUAUGGUUGGAGAAGUGAACCUAGUAAGCAAGUAGGAAGCCUUGCAUCGCUCUCGGACGCCCCCCCCCCCUUAAAAAGUGGACUCAGCUCCCUUACUGGAGCUCCCUCAUUGAAAGACUCUGAAAGUAAAAGGGGAAACACAAUUUUGAAAGAUCUUAAAUUGGUCAAUGAUAAAAUUGGAUCACUUGGUUUGGGGACUGGAGAAGAUGACUAUGUUGAUGAUUUUAAUAGUACCAGCCAUCGCUCAGAAAAAAGUGAGCUAAGUAUUGGUGAAGAGAUCGAGGAAGACCUCUCUGUGGAAAUAGAUGACGUCAAUACCAGUGAUAAACUUGAUGACCUGACACAGGACCUCACUGUGUCCCAGCUCAGUGAUGUUGCGGAUUAUCUGGAAGAUGUUGCCUAGGCGAUGAAAGA